Trichoderma gamsii is the source of this 1263-nucleotide messenger RNA. RefSeq lists its product as hypothetical. NCBI's taxonomy places the organism in Eukaryota, Fungi, Ascomycota, Sordariomycetes, Hypocreales, Hypocreaceae. The coding region runs from base 1 to 1263 and encodes 420 amino acids. The record is from RefSeq and is a predicted model, not a curated record. The transcript has a single exon.
AUGUGCUUUGGCAGUCAGAAUGAGAGAGACGACGACCCUCCUGCGAGGCCAGCGCAGAACUAUGACGGCGGGAGAACAAGUGUGACGACAAACCAGUACUCUUCACCGCCGCCGGGAUAUCACAGCCAGCAGCAUCCCCAGCAGAAUAGGCCGCACGAGGACUUUGCGCCGCCUCCUGGACCGCCUCCUGGCAGGCGGCAAGAAGACGACUUUGCACCUCCCCCGGGGCCACCUCCAGGACGACAGCAGCAGGACGACUUCGCUCCUCCUCCAGGGCCACCUCCAGGACGGCAGCAGCAGGAUGAUUUUGCUCCUCCUCCAGGGCCGCCUCCUUCUCAUCAGCAGGGCGACUUUGCGCCGCCGCCAGGACCGCCGCCAUCUAAAAAGGACGAUUGGAUUGCUCCUCCAUCGGACCCCUAUGGCUCUCAGUCUUUCCAGGGCCACGACUGGCAGGCCGCUGUGCCAGACACUUCGCUCUUCCCCCCGCCUCCCAUGAUAUUCAGUGGCUACGAUGCGUCGCCCGCCAACAAUGCGACUGAGGAGGAGGCAGAGGCUGGCGAGAAGUGGUGCCAAGACUAUCCCGUAGUCGAGCCGAUUGUGCUCGACCAGCCGGGCAAGAAUGCGCUGCAGUCCAACAACUUCCGGCUCCUGGAACCGGCAGGCUUCAACGGCUCCUUGAAGUUCCUGGCGCCAGGCCACUGGGAGGGUCACACCAACAAGAACAGCCCCGACCGCUGCAUCAUCGGCUACCCUCCCCUCUACGUGGUCAACGAGCACGACCCUACGGUCACCAAACAGCCAAAGACCAUCUACUACGAGGUGACUAUUCGCCGCAACAGCCCCACCAUCAACCUGGCCCUGGGCUUCACUGCGCUCCCCUAUCCAUCCUUCCGUCUUCCCGGAUGGCACCGCGGCAGUCUGGCUGUUCACGGAGACGAUGGCCACAAGUACAUCAACGACCGCUGGGGCGGCAAGGACUUCACAUCAGAGUACCGUGCGGGCGAUACGUACGGCAUUGGCAUGACAUUUACGCCGACGGGCUCUCACAGGCCUCGUGUCGACAUCUUCUUCACAAAGAACGGCGAGCGGACUGGUGGAUGGGAUCUGCACGAGGAGACGGACGCCCAGCAGGAUUUGCCGGUUACGGGGCUAGAGGGCUUCCACGACUUGAGCUGUGCGAUUGGAGCGUUUGAUGCGACCAACUUUGAGGUUGUGUUUGAUCCGUCAAAGUGGCUGUACCGGGAGGCGAGGUUUGAUCUCUGA